AUGCUCGAAAUGUAAUGUAAGUGAUCAUCAUCAUCUUCACAAUUAACAUGGCCGCGUCUUUAGUUUCUUCCAUCAUUUUCUUUCUUCUUUGCACCAUACUCUCCCUUUUAGUAGAUGGAAACGUUUUCGCUGCCCAAAUCGAACACCCCAAUCUCGAAGAGACCAUGACAAUGAGGAGGAACUUGGAGGGUAAUGGAGCAAGAUCCUCCAAAAUUCACUUUGGAGGAAGCAGGUCGAGGAAGGCCGGGGGAAAAACUGCUAACGUGCCAGUGCAAAACCAACCUCAGCAAGUGACGGCCCACGCUAUAACGGGUUAUGUUUAUGCAACCAAUUCCUCGAGUAAGUGGCAACCGAGAGGCUGAAAGAGGUUCACACUUCACUCUCAUCUCUCUUUAGUAUCUCUCUGUUUCUUUUCCUCUUUCAGAAUAUAGAUUACCUCUUGUUCUCUCUUUACUCUCUUGUUAUUUGUACACAAACGUUUAGU
Molecule: messenger RNA, 484 nt
Organism: Capsella rubella
Lineage: Eukaryota; Viridiplantae; Streptophyta; Magnoliopsida; Brassicales; Brassicaceae
Exons: 2
Coding region: 48-362 (104 amino acids)
Source: RefSeq, a predicted model, not a curated record